AUGUUCCGACAGGAAGCGGCUGGGUUUACGGAUGAUUCUCGGUGCCGAAGGGACUUAUGGUUGGUGGAGCAGAAUUUUUGCGCCAAUGCGUUGCAGAGAACAAGGAACCGGGGCACUCUUUUCGACUGGUGCCAGAAUAUUCCGGCUGGUGGCACCAGCUUCUUCAUUGCCCGGAAUUUUUUUUUGGUGCUACAAACUAGACUGCAAUUGGACCGCUAG
Gongylonema pulchrum is the source of this 219-nucleotide messenger RNA. Lineage: Eukaryota; Metazoa; Nematoda; Chromadorea; Rhabditida; Gongylonematidae. The record is from the annotation of a GenBank genome assembly.